This is a messenger RNA of Lepus europaeus (European hare), 2149 nucleotides long. RefSeq names its product Y-box binding protein 2 (gene YBX2). The record is from RefSeq and is a predicted model, not a curated record. The transcript has 10 exons. Gene Ontology annotation, biological process: regulation of gene expression. Gene Ontology annotation, molecular function: nucleic acid binding. Bases 480 to 1757 code for a protein of 425 amino acids. Gene Ontology annotation, cellular component: nucleus. NCBI's taxonomy places the organism in Eukaryota, Metazoa, Chordata, Mammalia, Lagomorpha, Leporidae.
CUGUCCUGGCUUCCACAGCCUUGUCAUUCUGGAAGAUCCCGGCUCCCGGGCCGACUGCUGGGCUGCCCAGAAACCUGGGACCAGUCGGCCACGCCCGAGUGGAGUGGGGACUACCCGCUUGGGUGAGCCUGCGUUGUGCCAGGCACUGCCUGGGCUUCAAGCAUCACUUCCUGGUUCUUACAGCCUAGUGUGUGUGUGCAGGGAAUACGUCGACGCAAACGGUCAAGAUCAUUUCAUUUUUCCGAAAGUCCCACGAGAAACACAGGGACGAUGUGAGAAUGCGGAGUAAUGUGUAAGCUGGAGAGAUCCGCCCUAAGGGACACGCCACGAGGGACAAGGCCCGAGACUCCGGAGCCGACAGUGGGCAACAGAGGCCCCUGAAACCGGUGGACAGCAGACCUGCGGCUGCCUGGAAGAAGCUCGUGGGAACCCUGUGCGGGGAGGGGAAAACACCCAGGUUAGGGCGCUGGGCUGCACGGAUGGACACGCGUAUCACAAGCCAGCGAAGAGCCGCGCCGUCCACGGAAACUUUGUCUCGAAAUCAAAGAGAAAGGCCGCGGCUCCGCGGCUCCUGGGGUGUGCAGGUGCAUCCUCUCUGGAGAAAGCGUCUACACCCGCCUGGGUGCAGGCAAGCAAUUCAGGUCCUGGGCACUGUCAAAUGGUUCAACGUCCGGAAUGGUUACGGAUUCAUCAACAGGAAUGACACCAAGGAGGAUGUCUUUGUUCACCAGGUGCCUGUAUCAACGGCCAUUAGCCCCACUUGUGUGGGGUUGCUCUUGCCCUCUGGGCUUGGCACGCUCACCACCUACUGGGACCUGGGAGCACAGGAAGGACUCAGGCUAGCGACCCCUGGGUGCAGUGGUUCUCAAAGUGUGCUCCCUGCGCUGGCAGCGGCAGCAGCAUCACCUGGCCGCCAGCCCAGGCCCCCUGAAUCAGCCGCUCCGGGCUGGGCCCCGCAGCCUGUCCUAAGGAGCUCUGCAGGUGAUUUUGAUGCACGCUGCCGUUUGAGAACCACUGCUUUGGUGGAAAGCGCUCUCAGUGGGACUGAGACAGCUAUUAAAAGAAACAACCCCAGGAAGUUUCUGCGCAGCGUUGGAGAUGGGGAGACUGUGGAGUUCGAUGUCGUGGAAGGAGAGAAGGGCGCAGAAGCUGCUAAUGUAACUGGGCCCGGGGGAGUGCCGGUGAAGGGCAGCCGCUACGCCCCCAAUCGACGCAGGUUCCGCCGUUUCAUCCCCCGGCCUCGCCCAGCUGCCCCGCCACCCAUGGUGGCAGAGGUGCCCUCCGGCGGGACAGAGCCCGGCAGUGAAGGAGAGCGGGCCGAAGACUCCGGGCAGCGGCCCAGGCGGCGGCGCCCACCACCCUUCUUCUACCGACGGCGGUUUGUGCGAGGCCCGCGGCCCCCCAACCAGCAGCAGCCGAUAGAGGGCACUGAUGGGGUGGAGCCCAAAGACACAGCCCCAUUGGAGGGGGACCAACAACAGGGAGACGAGCGGGUGCCCCCACCCAGAUUCCGGCCCAGAUAUCGCAGGCCCUUCCGCCCGAGGCCACCCCAGCAGCCUACCACAGAAGGUGGGGAUGGUGAGACCAAGCCCAGCCAAGGCCCCACUGAUGGCUCCCGGCCUGAGCCCCAGCGCCCACGAAACCGCCCCUACUUCCAGCGGCGACGGCAGCAGCCCCCUGGCCCCCGGCAGCCCACAGCCCCAGAGACCUCAGCCCCCAUCAACAGUGGGGAUCCCCCCCCCACCAUGCUGGAGUGAUUCCAACUCAGGACACCCAGCCACCAUCUGGUAUCUGCCAGUUUUUCCAACUGACUUGUACCCUACCCAGCACCCCUCCCCCCUUUCCCAUAAUUCAUGACAUGAAAACAUCGGCUUUUCCCUUUUCCCUGAGACUCAGGAGAGCCAAAGCUACAGCCUUUUGCGUUCUUCCCCUCUCCCCUACCAAGGGUUGAAGGAAGGGAUCCAUCCUUAUUUUCAGAGGCGUCGACUCCCUCCCCUAAAUCGGGCUGAGAAGGAACCAGCCAGCUCUUACCUUCUCCGGGUUGUUUUUCUUUCCCACCCCAGUUUAUUUUUUGUUUCCCUCGAGCCCCUACCUCGGAAGCCAUUCUAUGAACUGUCAUGUGCCACCUGAGCCUCCAGUAAAAACAAAA